This is a messenger RNA of Xenopus laevis (African clawed frog), 4950 nucleotides long. Its product is annotated as zinc finger MYM-type protein 1-like. The coding region runs from base 349 to 3006 and encodes 885 amino acids. The record is from RefSeq and is a predicted model, not a curated record. NCBI's taxonomy places the organism in Eukaryota, Metazoa, Chordata, Amphibia, Anura, Pipidae. The transcript has 3 exons.
AACUAACUCAAACUACAAAUAAAAAACUAAAAGUUAAUAUAAAGGUGCUUUACUUCCACAGUUCCAUAUUACCUACUGUAGCCUAGCCUGGACAAUUGCCUCUGCAUGAAUUACUCAGUGUGGCCCUGCAUACACCACCUGCUAAUCUUCACUAAUUGCCUCUUCUACCUUACUGAUACUGGAAAUUUGGUACAUCUCUUCUACCUUACUGAUACUGGAAAUUUGGUACAUCAGACAGCGCUGCCCAUAUAGGAAACCUACUGUAGCCUGGAUGGUUGCCUUGCUUUUGCUGGAAUAACUCAGUGUGGCCCUGCAUACACCGCCUGCUAAUCUUCACUGGGUCCAAUAAUGUCACCACCUUCAAAUUCAAAAAAACACAAGUCAGGAUCACUUAAAAGAAAAGAGUGUUUUAAAAAGAAGAGAGAACAACAGCUUAUAUCAAAGCAUGCUACUCGGUUUUGGUCAGAAUUUAGAAUUAAAGCUACAUUAUCACAAUUUCCUGAAAAACCUCAUACAAGUACAAAUGAUGCAUUUUUGAAUACUGUUGAAGUGACUGCAAGCCCUACGUGCACAUCACAUGAUUUGGUUACAAGUUUGUCUGAGACAACGGAUAAUGCAAAUAUAUGUCAUUUAACAGAACAGAGUGAAAUUACAAAGUUACUGGAAACAAAUGAUACUGAGCUUGCACACACUGAUGUACAAAUUUGUCCAGAAACAGGUGAAAUAGAUAAUAUUGCUUUUUCUACAGCUGCUUCUAUAGCAAGUAUUUCCAAUAGUGAAAAAGAUAAAAUUGUGGCUUCUACUGAUCCUGCUUUGUGGCCAAAGCAAAAUAAAAAUUUGCUUCAGGAUUAUUGGUGUUGUCAUGGUCCACAAAUGUGUAGAAAUUUUACUGGAAAGUACAAUGUUUCAGAAAGACGUUAUUCUGGUGGUGUGAAACGGUCUUUCAAUAAUGAAAUGGUAGAGCGUAUAAUGCCAAAUGGAGAAACUGUGGUAAGAAGCUUCAUUAUCUAUUCACCUUCUGAGGGAAACAUAUUUUGUUUUCACUGUCGACUUUUUUCAACAAAAACGACAGCAUUUUCUUAUUAUGGCUUUAGUGACUGGAAGCAUGCAUCUGACUGCCUCAUACACCAUGAAAAUAGUGCAGAACAUCAGCGGUGUGUAAAAGCCUAUAUUAAAAGGUGCCAUGUACAAGGUAGAAUAGAUUCUGAAGUACAAAAGACACUUGAAAUCCGAGAGAGGUAUUGGAAAGAUGUCUUAAGACGUGUUGUUGCCACAGUGAAAUUUCUCUCCCAGUAUGGUUUACCCUUUCGUGGCACAGUAGAGAGAUUUGGCUCUCCAAAUAAUGGUGUGUACCUUGGAUCUCUUGAAUACUUGGCUCAGUUUGAUCCAUUCAUAGCUGCACACAUAGAAAAGUAUGGUAACAAAGGGCGAGGUAAGCCUUCUUACCUGUCUUUGGGUAUCUGUGAAGAGAUGAUUACCAUGAUGGGUCGCAAAGUCCAGAACCAAAUUGUUAAAGAAAUAAUAUCUGGAAAAUAUUAUUCUUUAUGUGUGGACUCCACUCCAGACGUAAAUCAUGUAGAUCAGCUGACAUUUACAGUUCGCUUUGUCAACAAGUGUACUGGUCAACCAGUAGAGAGAUUUCUGCAAUUUGUACCAAUUCAUUCACACACUGGAGAGUCUUUGGCAAAUACCAUAUUAAAGACUCUUGAAGAACAUAAAAUACCGAUUAAAGAUUGUCGUGGUCAAGCAUAUGACAAUGCAAGUAACAUGUCCGGAAAGUAUAAAGGAGUAAAGACUCAUAUUCAGAAAGUGAACCCACUAGCUGAAUAUGUGCCUUGCAGUGCACACUCCCUUAACUUGGUUGGCCAGCGAGCUGUAAGUGUCUGCCCCACCGCAGCUGAUUUUUUUUCACUUGUGCAGCUAUUGUAUGAUUUUUUCUCAGGCUCUACACACCGCUGGGAAUUGCUACUUAGUCACUUAAAGCCAAAUGAGAAAGGUAGAGUUUUGACCCUAAAAGGGCUUGGAGACACACGAUGGUCAUCUCAUGCAAAUGCUGUUAAAGCUUUAUUUCAAAACUACUGCAACAUACUGCAGUGUUUAAAAAAAAUUGAAAGUAAUGAAGAAGAAUAUGUAGACACACGUAAGCUUGCAAAACCAUUAAUUAAAAAACUGGAAAAAUUGGAAAAUGUCAUAAUGUGUGUACUUUGGAACCGAAUUCUGGAGCAAUUUAACUUAACUAGUGUUUACUUACAGUCUAGUUCCAUGAACCUUGGAACAGCUACCAACAUGCUAAGGUCCCUGGAAACAUAUGUUGCAAGUCUCAGAGAUGAAUUUGAGAAGAUCUGUACUGAUGCUUCAGUUCUUAUGCCUAACAGCACUUUUGAGGCCACCAGGCUUCGUAAACGUAAAGCCUUUUUUGAUGAAAAGGAAAAAGAAAAUACUGUUCUUCAAGGCUGUAAAAAGUUCAAAGUGGAAUCAUUCAAUGUCAUAAUUGACACACUUGUCACCUGUCUUCAGGAAAGAAUAAAAGCAUACACCACACUGGAUAAUAGAUUUGGAUUCCUAGAUGAUCUUACUUUAAGAAAACUAGAUUUGUUAAGAACAAAUGCAUCCAAUCUUCAAAUGGCAUAUCCAAAUGAUUUGGAGUUCACAUUUCCAGAUGAAGUUGUUGCAUUUCAGAGCUUACUGCAGUCCUAUAAUUCCACAAAUGUUGUUCAGAAUAGCAUUUACUGCAGUCAAUUUUUGAGAGAGAAAAACAUUAUUUGUGUCUACCCAAAUGUGGAGAUUGCCCUCCGCAUAUACUUAACAUUGCAUGUUUCUGUAGCUGGGGGAGAGCGUUCUUUCUCUAAACUUAAAUUUAUAAAGUCAGAAUUACGCUCCCAAAUGCAAGAACAGCGGCUUAACGCUUUAACACUUAUGGCAAUAGAAAAUGAUAUUGUACAGAGUUUGGAUUUCAGUGAUAUUGUACAAUCCUUUUCAAUCCAAAAGUCCAGGAAAAAGUUUUAGAUUUGCAGUCUUUAUUCAGAACAUAAGCAAACAUUAAUCUAAGCAGUAUUAGAUCAUCUAUAUUCAUAUUCUUCAUUACAUCAUCAGAACGACUGCAACAUGCCAAGUGUGUACAAAAAAUAGUGCUUUUGCAUGCUUACAGUACAUCCAUAUUCUUCUUCAUUACUUAUCUGUUUGUAAAAAUGUAAAAAAUGGAAACACUGUUCUGGUAUUAAUGUUGCCAUUGCCGGGCUCAAUUAAUGUCACCACCUCCAAAUUCAAAAAAAUACAAGUCAGGAUCACUGACACUAAAACAUGAGAGCAGCAACUUAUAUCAAAGCAUGCUACUCCAUUUUGAUCAAGAAGUAAAGCUUCUGAAAAACCUCAUACAUGCACAAAGGAUAUUGUAUAUCCUACAUGCAUGUUCUUCUUUACUUCUUCACACCUUCUAAAAAAUUGAAACACUUGUGUUAGUUACUUAAAGCUUGACUGGAACUACUGGAACAUGCAAGUGCUUUUGCAUAUGGUUGCAUUCAUAGUCUUCAUUCUUCUUCAAAACUUGUAAAACAAAAACCGGGUUCUGGGGUUUCUUUCUUGAAGCUUGAUCAUAACUGCUGCAACAUACCCAGUGUGUACAAAAAAUAGUGUUUUAGCAUAUGGUUGCAUCCAUGUUCUUCAUUCUUUAAAAUUUGUAAAACAGAAACCGUGUUUGGUGUUAAUGUUUGUUUCUUUGAGCUUGAUCAGAACUACUGCAACAUACCCAGUCUGUACAAAUAAGUGUUUUUGCAUAUGGUUGCAUCCAUAGUUUUCAUUCUUCUUCAAAACUUGUAAAACAAAAACCGGGUUUUGGUGUUAGUAUCUUUCUUGAAGCUUGAUCAGAAAUCCUGCAACAUACCCAGUGUGUACAAAUAGUGUUUUUACACAUGGUUCCAUCUAUAUUCUUCAUUAUUCUUCUUGAAAACUUGUAAAAAAAAUUCUGGUGUAAAUGUUCCUUUAAGCUUGAUCAGAACUACUGCAACAUACCCAGUGUGUACAAAAAAUAUUGUUUUUGCAUAUGGUUGCAUCCAUAUUCUUCUUUCUUCUUCAGCCCUUCUAAAAAAUUGAAACACUUGUGUUAAUGUUACUUUAAACUUGACCAGAAUUACUGCAACAUACCCAGUGUGUACAAAUAAGAGUUUUUUGCAUAUGGUUGCAUCCAUAUUCAUUAUUCUUUAAAAUGUGUAAAACAGAAACCGGGUUCUGGGGUUUCUUUCUUUAAGCUUGAUCAGAACUACUGCAACAUACCCAGUGUGUACAAAAAGUGUUUUUGAAUAUGGUUGCAUCUGUUCUUCAUUCUUUAAAAUUUGUAAAACAGAAACAGUGUUUGGUGUUAAUGUUUGUUUCUUUGAGCUUGAUCAGAACUACUGCAACAUACUGUACAAAUAAGUGUUUUUGCAUAUGGUUGCAUCCAUAGUCUUCAUUCUUCUUUAAAACUUGUAAAACAGAAACCGGGUUCUAGUGUUAGUUUCUUUCUUGAGGCUUGAUCAGAACUACUGCAACAUACCCAGUGUGUGCAAAAAUAUUGAAGUUCUUAAUCUAGAAUCAAUAAAACAAUCUAAAUGCAAUAUGUUUGCUUUUGUUUUCCUUUUAUCUAGUGUGAGUAUAACUGUGUCCUAUGGUAAUGGUGGGAGGACAUUUUUUUCAGGAUGAGGGGGGCCCACCAAACAAUCUCUGCCCAGGGCCCACCAAGGCCUUAAAUCGGCCCUGCUCCAGCUAAGACCCAUCAGUUCUUGGAGGCUCCAGCAAGACUCCAACAAGACUAAAAGACCCAGCUGUACCAUCACAUAAAAUCGAGUCUUGGGUGGUGGGGAUGCCUAAAGUAAAAGAGAUUGAGAUUAACAAAAUGGGGCCCGAAACAUGAUGGUAAUUUGGGGCCACUGGUUUUGCUGAACUCCCAGCACUUUCAUAGCUUUAAGCUGUUGGUGG